Messenger RNA from Striga hermonthica, 618 nucleotides. The record is from the annotation of a GenBank genome assembly. NCBI's taxonomy places the organism in Eukaryota, Viridiplantae, Streptophyta, Magnoliopsida, Lamiales, Orobanchaceae.
AUGUCUACAAAUUCAAAGAAUCCUACAUCCUCAGUUGACAAUAGAGUGGGUCCCGACUUUUUUGGGUUUUUUACUACCGAAGUUGUUGAACUAUUGUCUAGAGAUGAAGGAAAGAGGUCAAUUAAGAAUAGCGAAUCCAAAGAGAACAAUGGUGCCAUCGGUUCAGAAUCAUUGUUCAAUAAUGGUGUAGGAGCUUUACUCUCAGAUUCAAAACGAGAGAGUCUCAAAUCUCUACUCAGACAAAGUGUUUUUACCCUUACUAAGGAGGUAGAUGAGAUUGUCGAUCCUAUUCUCUCCAUUUGCCGUAUUCAUUCGUGCUUGAAAUGCAAGGAACAACUUUUAUGCCUGGAUGCCUCAGCGUGCAAAGUUGAUACACAACAACCACACAAGAAGCUCAAACAUGGAUGUUCUAAUGGGAACACUGAUACUAAAUAUACCCAGGAAUGUUCAGAGAUUGAUGAUGACAUGCGGAUUCUUUUAGAGAGUGAUACAACUAAGGUUGAGGAACUUGUGAAGAAACAAACCAAUGAAUUUUCUACCACGUUGUGUCACAUGGAGAAGAAGCUUGAAGAACUACUGAACACUUUGAUGACCAGUUGCAGGUACCUGUUUAUUUGA